This is a messenger RNA of Eleginops maclovinus (Patagonian blennie), 9466 nucleotides long. It is a transcript of the gene tenm1, whose product is annotated as teneurin transmembrane protein 1. The transcript is spliced from 39 exons. Gene Ontology annotation, molecular function: cell adhesion molecule binding; protein homodimerization activity; protein heterodimerization activity. Gene Ontology annotation, biological process: signal transduction; neuron development; heterophilic cell-cell adhesion. NCBI's taxonomy places the organism in Eukaryota, Metazoa, Chordata, Actinopteri, Perciformes, Eleginopidae. Gene Ontology annotation, cellular component: membrane; neuron projection. The record is from RefSeq and is a predicted model, not a curated record.
UUUUUUCUUUGGAGCAGGAGCACCGCGUCUCAAUUCAAAUUUCUACCGGGGGGGAUUGCGCAGUCUUCAGCAUUUUGCAGGCUUCUCAUAGCGUGGAAUCGGUACUAAAGGAAUGGCUCUACGUCGGAAAGACUCUGUGCUCUGUCCCGUGGCUGUGCUGAGUGACUAAGCAGAGCUUCUACAAGCCAUGGAGGAAAUGGACAGUAAACCCUACCAACCUUUAUCUAAGGGGCGCCAUGAGAUGGAGAUGUCCUACACCAGCUCGUCUGAUGAAAGCGAGGAUGGCCGCGCCCACCACCGCUCUUACACCUCACGCGAAACCCUCCCCGACUACACACACGAGCUGCGCCUCACCCUCGGAUCUCACCGGGAAAGACAGAACAACUACAGCCAACCCCAACCAGAUUUAGAUUUCUGCAAGGCCGGGCAGAUGAGAAGCCCAGACUACCACAUCCACCCACAGCAGCAGCAGCAGCAGCAGCAUCAGGAGGAGGAGGAGGAAGCGCUGUGCUCCGGACCGGCCGCUCACGUUCACAGCCGCUACUCCCUGGGCGUGGGCUCCGACGUGGACACGGAGCCGGAGGUAGACCCCUCUCCGAAUCACGGCCUGCAGCACAUGUGGUUGCGCGGUCUGAAGUCCGAGCAGAGCUCCUGCCUGACGAGCCGCGCCAACUCCGCCCUGUCUCUCACCGACACCGAGCAUGACAGGAAGUCCGAGCCUGACAAUGAGCUGCCCAACAGUCCAGGUGGUCAGUUCACAUUUCGCCCGCUGCCCCCGCCUCCACCCCCGCCCCACGCCUGCACUUGUGCCCGCCCGGCGCCAUACACUCAAGUCAGCCUGCAGAGGAAGACCAUGCCGACGCGCUGCCAGGCCAGUCAGGGUGGCCAGGGGGCAGACACAAGCUCGGGCACAGAUCAGGCACAGCUUCACAACAGCUGGGUGCUCAACAGCAACAUUCCCCUAGAGACCAGACACUUCCUGUUCAAGCAGGGCUCUGGUUCUUCAGCUCUACUGUCCGGGGCGGGGCAGGGUUACCCCCUGACCUCUGGGACUGUGUACUCCCCCCCACCCAGGCCCCUCCCUCGCAGCAGCGUGACCAGACCACUGUUUACCUUCAACAAGCCUCACCGCUGCUGCAACUGGAAGUGCACAGCCCUGUCUGCGUCGCUCCUCACCCUCACCCUGGCCCUGCUGCUCACAUACGUCAUCGCGGUCCACCUGUUAGGUCUGACCUGGCAUCUGCGGCACGGCGAGAGCCAGCUGUAUGAGAACGGCGUGAGCUCGGCGGAUCAUCAACAGGAGGACCGCAGCAAAACCCGACCCACCAGCUCCAUCCACCUGCUGGACACACUCAACCCCGAGAACGCUCACGCAGGAGACAGAGAGAAAUGGGUGCGAGGCCGGGCCAUCGACCGUGGCGAGGUCGACGUCGGAACCAUGCAGAGCCAGGCGAUCCCACCGGGACUUUUCUGGAGAUUUCAUAUGACGGUGCACCAUCCGACCUACAUCAAGUUCAACCUGUCCCUCUCCCACAAUGCACUGCUGGGGGUCUACGGACGCAGGAACAUACCGCCUACACACACUCAGUUCGACUUUGUGAAGCUGUUGGACGGGAAGGCACUGCCCAGGUCUUUGACUGAUCCCUUCCUGACUGCCAAAGCUCCCAAAGGCCUGCUGCUGAGCGGCCUCCAAGAAACGGGCUUCAUAGAGUACAUGGACCCCGGCACCUGGCACCUGGCGCUCUACAACGACGGACGCAACCUGGAGCAAGUGUUGCUGCACAGCACUCCCAUAGACUCGAUGGAUGGCUGCUCAACAGACUGUAAUGGAAACGGAGAGUGCGUGGCCGGACACUGUCACUGCUUCGCUGGAUUCCUGGGUCCAGACUGUGCCAAAGAUUCGUGCCCGGUGUUGUGCAGCGGUAACGGCGUGUACGAGAAAGGAAGGUGUGUGUGCCUGGCGGGGUGGAAGGGGGCGGAGUGUAAUGUGGAGGAAGGUCAGUGCAUUGACCCCACCUGCUCCAACCACGGCUCCUGCAUCCAGGGAAUCUGCAUCUGUAGCCCCGCCUACAAGGGGGUUAACUGUGAACAAGUGGACUGCGCGGACCCUCAAUGUGGCGGUCAUGGCGUGUGCGUGCGGGGCGAGUGCGUUUGCUCGGCGGGCUGGGCAGGAGUGAGCUGUGAUGACCCGCUGCCAGCCUGUCAGGAGCAGUGCUCGGGACAUGGCACCUAUCUCCCCGAGUCAGACACCUGCGCCUGCCAGCCAAACUGGACGGGACCUGACUGCUACAACGAGCUGUGCCCGGUGCCAUGUGGCAGCCAUGGCGUUUGCUCGGAGGGCCAGUGCCAGUGCGAGGAGGGUUGGAUCGGCGCUGCGUGCGACCAGAGAGCGUGCCAUCCCCGCUGUGAGGAACACGGCCAGUGCCACGACGGGACCUGCAUCUGCCAGCCGGGCUGGGAGGGAGAGCACUGCAACAUCGUUACUCAUGAUUUGGACGUUGUUGUGAAAGACGGUUGCCCGGGGUUGUGCAGCGGGCACGGGCGCUGCACCCUGGAGCAGAGCGGCUGGCGCUGCGUCUGCCAGGCGGGAUGGAGUGGGCCCGGAUGCAGCGUUGUCAUGGAAACUGACUGCAGUGAUGGAACAGACAACGACGGAGAUGGCCUCAUGGACUGCGUGGACCCGGAUUGUUGCGAGCAGCUGAGUUGCGGCUCCGACCCACUGUGCCACGGCUCCACGGACCCCUUGGCCCUGCUACAGCAGAGCCCACUGACCGCCACCGCGCCCCCCUCGCCCGUCGGUACACACACCCACAGCUUUUACCGUCGCAUACGCUUCCUUCUCGGCAAAUCGGCCACACACACUCUCCCCGGUGACGUGCCCUUUGAUACCAGUCGGGUAGCUGUGAUUCGAGGCAGUGUGGCAUUGCAGGACGGCUCUUCUCUGGUCGGCGUCAACAUCACCUUCCCGCAGCAUCCAGAGUAUGGUUACACAAUCAGCAGGCAGGAUGGGAGUUUUGACCUGGUGACCUUGGGCGCCAUGUCCAUGACCCUGAUGUUCCAGCGUCCACCCUUCCUGCCACAAACACGCACCAUAUGGACGCCAAACAACAACUUCCUGGUUCUGGAUCAGGUGACCAUGUCCAGGGAGGAAGCUCCGCUUUCCAAAUGUGACAUCAGGAGCGUUUUGAGUCCCUACCCGCUGGUGCUGCCAUACCCGCUUCCCAGAUACAUGGGAGCAUGUGCAGAGAAGGGGCCCGCAGUACCUGAGCUACAGGCGGUGCAGGAAGAAGUUUCGAUCCCCGGGGCCUUUUUGAAGCUGAACUAUUUGAGCACCCGCGCCGCAGGCUACCUCUCGCUGCUGAGAAUCCUCCUCACCCCGCCCUCCCUGUUGUCCCCCAUCUCCCCGCUGGGCGGUCUGUCUAAGGUGCAUGUCCGCGCCUCAGUCCAGGGGAGGUUGUACCAGCGCUGGUAUCCCGCGGGGCCCGGCCUGGUCCACAGGCUGGUGUGGAACAAGACUGACGUUUAUGGACAGGAAGUGUGGGGCCUCACUCAUGCUACUGUAUCCGUCGGCUACGAGUAUGAGUCAUGUCCGGGCAUCAUCCAAUGGGAGAGGAGGACUGCUCUGAUGCAGGGAUUUGAACUGGUCCCCUCAAACCUCGGGGGCUGGUCUCUGGACAAACACCACGCCCUCAACAUACGCAGUGGAAUCCUCCACAAGGGAAACGGCGAGAACGUCUUCCUCUCGCAGCAGCCUCCUGUCAUCGGUACCGUGAUGGGGAACGGCUUUUACCGGAGCGUCCCCUGCAGCCCGAGCUGUAGCGGCGCCGCCCGGGACAUGAUGCUGUUCGCCCCCGUGGCUCUGGCCAGCGGCCCCGACGGCUCCCUCUACGUGGGGGACUUCAACUUCAUCCGCAGGGUCCACCCCGACGGAUACACCAGGACCAUACUGGAACUGAAGAACCGGGACACCAGACACAGCACCAGCCCUGCUCAUAAGUAUUACCUGGCCAUGGAUCCGAUGGGGGAGGUUCUUUACGUGUCGGACACGAGCAGCCGCAGAGUGUACCGGGUCAGGAACCUGGGGCAGCCAAAAGACCCCUCUCGUAACCUGGAGGUGGUGGCCGGGACAGGGGAGCAGUGUCUACCUUUUGACCAGAGCCACUGUGGAGAGGGCAGGAAGGCCGCUGACGCUGCACUCAAUAACCCUCGAGGUAUUGCAGUGGAUAAAAGAGGUGUUGUCUACUUCGUAGAUGGCACCACCAUUCAGAAGAUUAAUGAGAGGGGUUUGCUCUCCACCGUGAUUGGCUCAAACGGACUGAUGUCGACGCAGCCGCUCAGCUGUGAUGCACGCAUGGACAUCAGCCAGGUGCGUCUGGAGUGGCCGACAGACCUCGCCAUUAACCCGCUGGACAACUCCCUCUACAUCCUGGACAACAACAUCGUCCUGCAGGUAUCAGAAAAUCUCCAGGUGCGUAUUGUGGCGGGCCGCCCCAUCCACUGUCAAGUUCCCGGUAUCGACCACCACCUGGUGAGAUGGGCAGCGGUGCGCGCGACCCUGGAGGCAGCCAAGGCCAUCGCCCUGUCCCACCUCGGCACGCUGUACAUCGCUGAGACCGACGAGAGGCGCAUCAACCGCAUCCAACAGGUGUCAACCAACGGGGAGAUAUCGAUUAUCUCUGGAGCCCCGACGGACUGUGACUGUAAGAUAGACCCCAACUGUGACUGCUUCUCUGGAGAUGGAGGCUACGCACGUGAUGCUCGUCUCAAAGCACCUUCCUCUCUGGCCGUGGCCCCAAACGGCACCCUGUAUAUUGCUAGUAAAGGUAACAUUAAAGGUGCAACCCGACCCUGACGACUGCGCAUCUCUUCUUUGUCCCGACAGAACGGUUCCCACAUGCACACCAAACACCUGAUCACCGGCCACUACCUGUACAACUUCUCUUACGGCAUGGACGGCCAACUGUCGGGGCUGACGAACCGCGACGGCCACGGGCUGCAGGUGCGGAGGGACGCUCACGGAGUGCCACUCUGGCUGGCCCUACCUGGAGGACAGGUGUACUGGCUGUCUCUUAGCAACAGUGGAACACUGCGGAAGGUGUCAGCCCAAGGCCAUGACAUCGCCCACAUCACUUACCAUGGCAACACCGGUCUCCUAGCAACCAAGAGUGAUGAAAACAGUUGGACCACUGUUUAUGAGUACAACAGCGAAGGUCGCUUGACCAACAUUACCCUCCCCACCGGCGAGGUGAGUGGUUUCCAUGGUAACCUCGAACGCUGGUCUCGGGUGGAGGUCGAGGCGUCUAACCGGGAGAACUUUGUCACCAGUACCAACCUGUCUGCCAGCGACACCAUCUACACAUUCAGACAAGAUCAUGCUCAGAGUUCAUACAGAGUCAGUGCCGACGGGUCCUUCCUGGUGACCCUAGCCAGCGGGAUGGAGCUGUCACUCAUCACGGAGCCCCUCCUCCCUGGAGGAGCAGGGGGCGGAGUCAGUCCAACGGCCAGCCGCUGUAACAUCAGCCUGCCCGGAGACCAUGCCCCCAGCCUGAUUGAGUGGAGGCAGAGGAAGGAGCAGAGCAAGACCAACUACAGCACUUACGAACGCAGGCUCAGGGCUCAUAACAGGAACCUGCUGUCUAUAGACUUUGAUCAGAACACAAGAGUGGGAAAGAUCUAUGACGACCACAGGAAAUUCACCCUCCACAUACAGUAUGACUCGCUGGGGCGGCCCGUGGUCUGGUCCCCCAGCAGCAAAUACACUGAGGUGAACAUCAGCUACUCGGGCGGAGGGCUGCUGUCAUCCAUUCACCGCGGAGACUGGUCUGAGCGGCUGGAGUACGAAAACGAAAGAGUGGUGUCAAGAGCCUGGGUCAACGGCAAGAUCUGGAGCUACACAUACGCAGACAAAUCCAUUAUGCUGUUGCUGCACAGCCAGCGGCGUUACGUCUUCGAGUACGACCAAACAGACCGUCUGGUGGCCGUGACGAUGCCCAGCAUGGUGAAGCACACCCUGCAGUCGCUCCUUUCCAUCGGCUACUACAGGAACAUAUACACUCCUCCCGACAGCCAGGCCUCCUUCAUGCAGGACUACACCCUGGACGGGCGGCUGCUGAGGACUCAGUACCUGGGAACAGGACGCAGUGUAAUCUACAGAUAUACACCUGCAGCGCGGCUGGCGGAGGUGGUUUAUGACUCCACCCUGGUGACCUUUACUUACGACGAGUCCUCCGGCACUGUCAAAACCAUUCAUCUCACCCAUAACGGCUUUGUCAGCUCAAUACGCUACAGACAGACCGGUCCCUUAACAAGUCGACAGAUCUUCCGCUUUAGCGAAGAAGGCUUGGUCAACGCCAGGUUUGACUAUAGCUACAACAACUUCAGAGUGACUAGCAUGCAGGCCGUCAUCAAUGAGACCCCCCUUCCCAUCGAUCUGUACCGCUACGUAGACGUAUCGGGACGGGUGGAACAGUUUGGCAAAUUUAGUGUCAUCUUUUACGACCUCAACCAGGUGAUCACUACGCAUUUGAUGAAGCACACCAAGGUAUUCAACUCCUACGGCCAGGUAGUCGAAGUCCAGUACGAGAUCCUUAAAUCUAUUGCCUACUGGAUGACCAUCCAGUAUGACUCUGCGGGCCGCACGACGACCUGUGACAUCAGGGUGGGAGUGGACAACAAUGUGACGCGCUACACCUACGAGUACGACGCGGACAGCCAGCUGCAAAGUGCCUCUGUUAACGAGCGGCCUCAGUGGCGCUACAGCUACGACCUCAACGGGAACAUCAACCUGCUCAGCCACGGCACCAGCGCUAGACUGACACCGCUGCGUUACGACCAGAGGGACCGCAUCACACACCUCGGAGAGUUACAGUACAGCGUGGACGACGAUGGCUUCCUCCGCCAGCGAGCCAACGAUCUGUUUGACUACAACUCCAAUGGCCUGCUGACGCGUGUCUUCAACCGAGUGACGGAGCGCACCGUGUGGUACCGCUACGAUGGGCUGGGGCGGCGCGUGGCCACCAAGAGCAGCGGCGGCGAGCAGCUGCAGUUCUUCUACGCCGACCUGUCGCACCCCACCAGGGUGAGCCACCUGUACAACCACAGCAGUAACCUGAUCACGUCGCUGUACUACGACCUGCAGGGCCAUCUCAUCGCCAUGGAGCUGAGCAGCGGCGAGGAGUACUACGUCGCCUGUGACAGCGUGGGGACCCCCAGGGCAGUUUUCUCAAACAAGGGCCGACUAGUGAAGGAGAUCCUGUACACCCCAUACGGAGAGGUCUACCAGGACACCAACCCCGACUUCCAGCUCGUCAUCGGAUUCCACGGUGGCUUGUACGAUCCUCUCACACGGCUAGUCCAUCUGGGGAGGCGGGACUACGACACGCUAGCAGGGCGAUGGACCUCACCCAAUCACGAACUGUGGGGGGAGCUGAGCAAAGAGCCGAAGCCAUGCAACGUGUACGCCUUUAAGAACAACUGCCCAGUCGGAAGAGUGGAGGAGGUGACGGAGUUUACUACAGACAUUGGUAGCUGGCUGCAGCUAUUUGGUUUCCAGCUUCAUAAUGUUGUCCCUGGCUUUCCGAAGCCUGAAGUGGGCAGAAUGGAACAAACAUACGAACUGAUGAAGACCCAGACCAAGACGCAGGACUGGGAUUCCAGCAAGGUGGUGUUGGGGAUCCAGUGUGAGCUGCGCCGACAGCUGAGGAGCUUCAUCUCCCUGCAAAGGCUGCCUCUGGUCUCGGAGCCCGUAGGCUCCUCCUGCCACAGACCCACUCGCCCUCCCCCCUUUGGCUCACGGCCCUCUCUUCUCGGACCCAGCAUCCGCUUUGCCGUCUCCCACGGCCGUGUCAGCGCUGAAGUCAUCGGCGUCGCCAGCGAGGACAGCCGUCGCGUGGCCGCCAUUUUAAACGGCGCUGUCCACCUGAGUGGGCUGAGCUUCACCGUGCAUGGCUGCGACACCCACCACUUCCUGCAGUCUCGGCCCAUCGAGGAAGACCUCGCUCUGGGGUUGGGCGUCGGCGGGCGCGUCCUGGAGAGCGGGGUGAACGUGAGCGUGUCUCAGAUGAGCGCCACGGUGAAUGGCAGGACUCGACGAUUUGCCGAUAUCACCCUCCAGCAGGGGGCGCUGUGUCUGUGCGUGCGCUACGGUGGGAGUGAGGAGGAGGAGAGGGCACGUGUGAAGGAGGAGGCGAGGAAGAGAGCGGUGGAGGGGGCGUGGGAGCGGGAGAGGAAGAGGUUGGAUUCAGGGGACGUGGGGAGCAGGGCGUGGAGCGAGGCAGAGAAGCAGCAGCUGCUGUCUGCAGGACUGGUUCCGGGUUACGACGGCUACUACUCCCUGCCUAUAGAGCAGCAGCCGGAGCUGUCCGACUGCCCUGCCAACAUCCACUUUAUGACACUAAGCGAGGUGGGGGGCAGGUAACAGAGACACGUGAGCAGCCCCCCACCCCACCAAAGACUGCCUGUUUCUACUCUACUCUGAUUUGUUCUAAUGUUUCUAUACCGUAUCAAAAAAAAAGGAAGAAGACGACGACAAAGAAGAACAAGAAGAGAGAUCGGGGGAAAAAAUUGUUUCCAAAUGCCUUUAAUUGUGACAAAAUGAUGGUAUUUUAUUAUUAUCGUCCAGUUCUCCAAUUUCUAACAGUGGCACAAGCAGUGUGGUUUGGCUGUGGCUUUGCUUUUUGUAUCCGGGACUGACCGACUGACCGACUGACCAACUCACUGACGGACCGACGGACUGACUGUCUGUCAUCUUGCUGUUUCAACACUGUUCAUCGUUUCUUGGACUCUGAUUCACUGAACUGUAGAGAUGAAGACUUUUUAGGAUUUGCCAGUGAACAAUCCUUUUCAUGACUCCAAAUCAAGAGCUCUCCGGUUGCCAUUUGAGUUCCCACAUGGUUUACCUCGGAUAUACUAUCGUUUACAUAUUGUGUAAGAGAGGCCUUGUCAACUCUGACACUCCCCUUUAGAGAAGGGAAACCUCUCCCGGUUUUCCUGCCUCUGGUGUGCUCCAACAGUAGUUUGUAUGAGUGUGUAUACUAAAAAUCAAGAAUGUACAUAGCCAGUGCUUUCACACGGAAAAAAGUGCUCAACUGGAAAUUCUGUUGUUCAUAAGUAAGUGUCAGUAUUGUUAAUCAAUAGAAAAACAGUUACAUUUUUGCAAAGAAUUAUACAUGGCUAUAGUAAAUAUUCUCGCUGAAAAAUCUGACUUUAUUGGGUUACAAUGCUGAUUAAAGUUAUUAUGUGUGAAUUACCAGAUUGCAUCCUGGGAUUUCUCGCAGCAUUGUUGCUUAUUAUCUCUUCCUCUGGCUGGCGGUUCCUCUUGCCUCCUCGCCACACAUUCGUUGUGCGCUCUUUGUUCUCUUUUCUGGGACUUUGUAACUUUCAAAUCUGUGCUGUCAUUAUCACCCAUCAUUACAGCUCACACCGAGAUAUGCAUGAGAAACCUGCGUCUGCCGGAUGAAGAAGCAGA